This is a messenger RNA of Effrenium voratum, 603 nucleotides long. The record is from the annotation of a GenBank genome assembly. NCBI's taxonomy places the organism in Eukaryota, Dinophyceae, Suessiales, Symbiodiniaceae.
AUGGCCAGCUCGAGCGCGGCAUCCGCCAGCGCGAGCGUGGCAUCCGCCCGCCCCGCGCCUCGUGUCUUGCAGAUCCCGGGCCGGCCUUUGGCUUCGCAGAAGCGUCGCUUCAUGUCUGACAAGGUCGGGGAGAUCCGGUCCAAGCCGUCCGCGCCCAAGGCGAAAGCGAAAGCGGGGCGCAGCGACCCUGAGGAGCGAGACACCGCGGACUUCAAGCGCACCUUGAAGGACGUCCUCAACUUUGUCAUGCCUCAGCUGGGAAGGGCUGAGAGGAAGCAAUACGAAAACGCCAAGGUCAAAGCGCUGGGUGGCACCCUCGAGAAGCCCCCCUGGGAGCCCUACUCUGUGCUGCAGAGACGGAGGAAGGGUGAGGAGGCGGCGCGCCAGCGGCGGUUGGCAGAGGAGCAGACGCUGGGGGUGUCGAUGAGCGCCACGCAGCAGCGCAAGAGCCGGGGCCAGGUUUCCGCACAGCGGAAGAAGCAGGCGGAGGUGGCGCGGAAGCGGCGGCCAAAGGAGCCGGACAUCUUGAACCUGGGGGAAGGCGCGCGCGAGCGCCGGGGGAUGGUGGUGCUGCCCAAGAAGCGGGUCAGGGCCUACGCGUGA